UCUCAGCCCGAAGUACGGCACCAACCAAAUAUGGCACGCCUCGCCGCCGUGGUCGUGGCCCUUGCAGCCACCGCCGCGGUGGCCGGCGCCGCCGAGACCUACUACGCGUCCGUGGAGAACCAACUCCCGGCGCAGGGCAUGAAGCUCGUGUGCCAGGCGAUCGGCGGCAUGUUCCUGACGGAGCUCAGCGUUGUGCCCCGCGGCCGCGUGCCCCACGGCAAGGCCGGGCGGCGCAUAGCCGAGCUGAUGGUGGAGGACGGCCGGAACGGGUGGGUGCGCUGCAACUGGGCGUACGCCGGCAACUACGUCGCUGGCCUCACCCUGCUCGACUCGCGGUGGCCGGACGCCAAGAAGUGCCAGGACCCUGCCGGCCAAGGCCUGUGCCGCGUCGUGUUCGAGCACGACGCCAUGAUCCUCAAGACGCCCGACGGCGGGGAGCGCGUGAUCGGCGACCUGCCGGUGAAACGCUGCCGCCGGCACUGGCUGCUGUUCAGCACCGAGUGCUCGUACCCGGACCACCCUCAUCCGUACGUCGGCCGCCGCCUCGGCAACGCCUUCCAAUACUUCGCCAUCUGAUUGCCUGCCCUCUCGGUGUCGGUUGUAAUUGGGCCAGAGGGGUGCCAACCAAUUUGGGAGUCCAAUUUUGUAAACUUUUACAAGGCCUUCCAAUACAAUACAAAUUACAAA
Molecule: messenger RNA, 687 nt
Organism: Panicum hallii
Lineage: Eukaryota; Viridiplantae; Streptophyta; Magnoliopsida; Poales; Poaceae
Exons: 1
Coding region: 31-576 (181 amino acids)
Source: RefSeq, a predicted model, not a curated record